AUCGCAUCCGCGGCGGAGACAAAGCGGGGCCGGUGGGCGAGCGGCACGGCCGGCAGCGGCAGCCGGUGACCGCGGCGUGCGCCCGGCGGGGGCCUCGCGCGGGGCGCUGGCCUCCUGGCGGCGGUGACCGCCGGCGGUGGGUGGCGGGUGGGGAGGCCUCGAGGCGCGCGGGGCUGCCGGCGCACGCGGAGCGCGGCCCGGCCCGGCCCGGCCCGGCCCCGUCCCGGCCGCCGCCGUCGUCGCCACCGCCAUGGCCUUGGCCAAUUACAGCAGCCUGAACCGGGCCCAGCUCACCUUCGAGUACCUGCACACCAACUCAACUACCCAUGAAUUCUUGUUCGGUGCCCUUGCUGAACUUGUAGAUAAUGCCAGGGAUGCAGAUGCCAUGAGAAUAGACAUUUAUACUGAGCGACGGGAAGACCUACGAGGUGGAUUCAUGCUGUGUUUUUUGGAUGAUGGAACGGGAAUGGAUUCAAAUGAAGCUGCCAGUGUUAUUCAGUUUGGGAAAUCAGCCAAGCGAUCACCUGAGUCAACUCAAAUUGGGCAGUAUGGGAAUGGCUUGAAAUCGGGUUCCAUGCGGAUUGGGAAGGAUUUUAUCCUGUUCACGAAGAAAGACAACACCAUGACGUGCCUCCUCUUGUCACGGACGUUCCACGAGGAAGAAGGCAUUGAUGAGGUCAUUGUUCCCCUGCCCACCUGGAAUGCACGAAGCCGGGAGCCUGUGACUGACAACAUGGAGAAGUUCGCUAUUGAAACGGAGCUAAUUUACAAGUAUUCCCCUUUCAAAUCAGAACAGGAAGUGAUGGAGCAGUUUAAUAAGAUCCGUGGGGAGAAAGGCACCCUGGUGAUCAUCUUUAACCUCAAACUAAUGGAUAAUGGAGAGCCAGAGCUGGAUGUGACUUCUGAUCCCCGAGACAUUCAGAUGGCAGAAACACCCCCCGAGGGAACAAAGCCUGAGCGCCGCUCCUUCCGUGCCUAUGCUGCUGUGCUUUACAUUGAUCCCAGAAUGAGGAUCUUCAUAAAUGGACACAAAGUACAAACCAAGCGACUCUCGUGCUGCCUGUACAAGCCGAGGAUGUACAAAUAUACUUCAAACCGUUUCAAGACCCGUGCAGAGCAAGAGGUGAAGAAAGCAGAGCACAUGGCAAGGAUAGCGGAGGAGAAGGCUCGUGAGGCGGAGAGUAAAGCACGCGCCCUCGAGCUGCGCCUGGGAGGGGAUCUCACGCGGGAGUCCAGGGUGACGCUACGUCAAGUCCAAAACUCCGCGAUAACCAUGCGCCGGGAGGCUGACGUCAAGAAAAGGAUCAAGGACGCAAAGCAGCGGGCACUGAAGGAACCCAAAGAACUGAAUUUCAUUUUUGGGGUGAAUAUCGAGCAGCGCGAAUUGGACGGCAUGUUCAUUUAUAACUGCAGUCGCCUGAUAAAGAUGUAUGAGAAGGUGGGCCCGCAGCUGGAGGGUGGCAUGGCAUGUGGUGGAGUGGUAGGUGUGGUGGACGUGCCCUAUUUGGUUCUGGAACCAACCCAUAAUAAACAAGACUUCGCUGAUGCCAAAGAGUAUCGACACCUGCUGAAGGCCAUGGGAGAGCAUUUGGCUCAGUAUUGGAAGGAUGUUGCUAUAGCCCAGAGAGGUAUCGUCAAGUUCUGGGAUGAAUUUGGUUAUUUGUCAGCAAACUGGAACCAGCCUCCGUCUAGUGAACUGCGCUACAAACGCCGGAGAGCCAUGGAGAUCCCUACCACCAUUCAGUGCGAUGUAUGUCUGAAAUGGCGGACUCUCCCAUUCCAGCUGAGCUCAGUGGAGAAGAAUUACCCUGACAGCUGGGUAUGCUCUAUGAACCCUGAUCCUGAACAGGACAGGUGUGAAGCUGCAGAGCAGAAGCAGAAGGUACCACUGGGAACUCUGAAAAAAGACUUGAAAUCACAGGAGGAAAAGCAGAAACAACUGUCAGAGAAAAUCCGCCAGCAGCAGGAAAAGCUGGAAGCUCUGCAGAAAACCACUCCGAUUCGAUCUCAAGCUGACUUAAAGAAACUGCCUCUGGAAGCGUCCACGCGGCCUGCGGGGGAGAGCACCCAGCCACAGACCCGACCUCAGCGCCCGCGAUCUCCUCCUUUACCUGAUGUAAUCAAGAACGCUCCCAGCAGACCACCGCUACCUCCGCCUCUUCCCAAGUCCGUCAGUCACCUGAAAAAGAGCUCUUCGGCUUGGACGAAUACCAGCACUCCCAAACUGGCAAGCGUCCUCUCCAAGGAGGAGGCCAGCACUUCCAGGACGUGCCAGCACACUGUGACAGCUGCAAAGUCUAACAGCGCUUUAAAAACUCUCGCCAAACCAAGUACAACAACGAAAACGCCCUCUUCUGUCGUGCAGAACCCCAAAAGCUCACGUGAGACAUCCAGUCCAAAAGCUGCCAAGAUGCCAGCACUAAAGAAAUCCGCCACUGUCAAAUCCCCGCAGGCCUCCGCCACUCGGAAGAGGACCUUGAACAACACAGAGGAUGGGUCUGAGGAGGAGGGGGAGUACAAGAAGGAGAAGACAAAACGGGGCAAAUUCGUGGCAGUGAAAGAAGAGAGGAAGGAUUCCAGUGAGGUGGUGGUAGAGCUCACAGACAGCGCUGGGGAAGAAGAGCUGGCAGAACUGAAGAAAGCUCAGAAAGAUAAAGGGCUGCACGUGGAGGUGCGUGUGAACAAGGAGUGGUUCACAGGCCGUGUCACGGCUGUGGAGAUGGGCAAGCAGGCAGUACGCUGGAAGGUGAAGUUCGAUUACGUUCCUACAGACACCACACCAAGGGAUCGCUGGGUAGAGAAGGGCAGUGAGGAUGUGAGGUUGAUGAAGCCUCCCUCUCCUGAGUACCAGGCUCCAGACACACAGCAGGAAGAGGAGGUUGUUGGAGCUGAACCUUCUACCUCAGACUGUGUCAGAAUUGAGCCAGACACCACCGGUCCCAGCAGCGGCCAAGAGACAGUAGACUUGCUAGUCCAGAUGCUUCGAAAUUGUUUGCGGUACUUCUUACCUCCGAAUUUUCCCAUCUCCAAGAAGGAGCUGAGUUCAAUGAGCUCAGAAGGGUUGUUGGCGUUUCCUUUGAAAGAAUAUUUCAAACAGUACGAGGUAGGUCUGCAGAACCUGUGCAAUUCAUAUCAGACCCGCGCCGACACCCGGGCCAAAGCCUGUGAAGAAAACCUCCGCAACGCGGAGAGAAAGCUGAAGGAAACAGAGGAGAAACUGCAGAAGCUCAGGACUAACAUCGUGGCCCUUCUGCAGAAAGUGCAGGAGGACAUUGAUAUUAAUACAGAUGAUGAACUGGAUGCGUAUAUCGAGGACUUGAUCACGAAAGGAGAUUGAGCAGACCCAGGACGAGUCCGAGGGAAGCGCAGAAGAGCUGGUUGCUGCGAUGGGAGAUGUGGGUUCCUGCAGCGGAGGACUCUGGCAGCCGAUGAGGAGAGAGGGUUUUUAGACAGUACUUACGUUGUCUUGGUGUACAACUUGUUCUUGUGACUUCACAUGAAAAAGACAUUUGUGCUGCUGGCAGGAAAAUUUUUAACAUUGUAGUUCUCUGAAUCUCUUCCUUUAUAAAUAUUUAUUUUUAAAAGAAAUAGGGACUGUGCCUGAUGUGAUGGGAGGGUUGCUGUGUGCUUUUAGUGAGGUAAAGGUGUGGGUACCCUCUUUGCAUCUAGGGUAUGUUCACACGCUCGACCUGGAAGACCAGAACAUCCCGCCUAGCAAGUUGCCUCGAGUAAGAACCUGGCAGCAACUUAAAAAUAAGCCUUGAGUUACGGAAGAGGAGGUCAGGACUUAGACUUGGAAAACACUGAACUUGCGCUAGAGAAAUGCAAGUCAGGAAUUUGAGCGACACGGGGGAGGGCGAGCGGAGGGGAUGAAGUCUCGGUGGUUUGUGAGGGUUGAGUGUACGGGAUUGGCAUUCGCCCGUGCAGUGAGGUUCCCGAAUACGAGGUGAGUUGUCACCGUGCUAACAUUCAGAGGCUGAGGAUCCUUUUGGAAGAGGAUGGCCUCCUAGGCUGCUCACAGGGGGUUGUGAUCAUCAGAGGGAGAAAGCUGGAGUUCAAAUUCUUUUCUAGGAGUCACCUUAUUGCACACUUUUGCUGCUGUUUCUCUGAGACGUAAUUGCAAUGGCAGAAGAACUCCUCGACCAGCUGAAAAUAAAGUGACCCUCUGGUCUGUUGUCACUCCCUCAGGUUUGCAUUGCUUUGAUCAACUUGCUCUUCCAGGUAAUUUUUUUUUUUCUUUAGAGUGCUGGAAUUUGGAGCCUUGCAUCGCUGAGUCACACCUGGCCCCGGGUCAGCAGCAAGGACAAUUCCUUUCUUCCGUCCUCCCAGCUGGAGGCUGCACCACAGCUCCUGGCAGACCACCUGUGGCCAAGGUGACUCGGGUUGAGUCCGCUGGCUAGCCGGCUUCUCAGGUCUGCUGGGACAAGGGGUCCGUGAACUGGGUGCUCAGAAAACUGCAAUCCUCUACAGCCCGGCGGGUUGAAGAAAUAGAGCGUGACCAAGAGGCGCCCGCCUUCAGGAACAUCAAAUGAAAUGGACCGUUGGGGUUCUUUGGACAGCUAAAAGUAUAAUAGAUGUUUUGCAAAAAAUAUUCCAAAUUAAACAUCUGUUGCACAGAAAAAAAAUCUUAAGCAUUAAUGGUUUGUAGUCCUGGAGAAGUCCCAAGUUCUACAUACCACAGGACAGGGGGGAGACUUUUGCUUAUUACCUGAAUUCCAGGUCCUUGUAACAGCACGCAGCGAGACCAACUGCUUUCAUUCAGGAUCUGGGCCCCGACACCCCAGUAUAAACGAAGGUAAGGAGCAUCUCCCCCGUCCCCGUACACCUUCCCGGAGAGACGGGCUGCGUUCCUUAAACGUAGGAGCAAACUCCACCAGUCUCCUCCGUUCCUUACACCCACUGGAGGUUUUGUCAGUUGUGCUGGCACGCCGGUGCUUCCGAUUAAAACCAUCCUUCUGUAGAAGCUGGGGUUUUAUAUAAAGGCGAAAGAAGAAAUUUUUGUGCUUUCCACGCAGGGACAGCACAAAGUCUAAAGAGCCAGAUUUCGUUAAAAUACAGUUCGGAGAUGCUGCGUCUCGCAGGCUUUGAUUUGUAACACCCAGAGGCCAAGUAGCUCUUACGCGUUUCUUGAGCGUCCUUACACAGUCUGAUCCCCUCCUGCUGCUCUCCUCUUACGAAGGUGUUACUCAGUUUUUUCCCCUCGGUUCUCUGGAAGCUUACCGUUUCCAGUUGUAGCUUUGGGGGGUUUUUUAUGGCAUUUUUUUGAUCUUGUACCAAGUGAUUUUUUGUUUUGAGUUACAUUUUGUCCCUGGAAUUACUUUCAUCGGUACAAUUGAUGUGUCCUCUCUAAACUUCCAUUUUGCUAGGGAAAGCAAGCCAAGAACUUU
Molecule: messenger RNA, 5387 nt
Organism: Chroicocephalus ridibundus (black-headed gull)
Lineage: Eukaryota; Metazoa; Chordata; Aves; Charadriiformes; Laridae
Gene: MORC2
Product: MORC family CW-type zinc finger 2
Exons: 26
Coding region: 251-3337 (1028 amino acids)
Cellular component (GO): nucleus
Molecular function (GO): zinc ion binding
Source: RefSeq, a predicted model, not a curated record